Molecule: messenger RNA, 3368 nt
Organism: Triplophysa dalaica
Lineage: Eukaryota; Metazoa; Chordata; Actinopteri; Cypriniformes; Nemacheilidae
Product: kinesin-like protein KIF2A
Exons: 20
Coding region: 210-2303 (697 amino acids)
Biological process (GO): microtubule-based movement
Molecular function (GO): ATP binding; microtubule binding; microtubule motor activity
Source: RefSeq, a predicted model, not a curated record
GGUGAAUAAAAUGAACAGAUUUGUGUCCGCCGCAACCAGACAAAAGAGGCUGAUGUGAUAUCCUGCUGAUGGGCGUGUGAGCGCAUUGCGCAUGCGCACUCAUCCUCUCUCCCUCCUGACCUCCUCCCGGUUCCUGCCGCCGAUGAUCAAUUUCUCCCGUUAAACCCGCUCAAAUACAUCCGCGCGGAUACUGGCUCACACAUGAGGCCAUGGCAGCUGUGUUCGGGAAGAUCCAGAUAGGCAUUUAUGUGGAAAUCAAGCGGAGUGAUGGCAGAAUCCAUCAGGCCAUGGUGACAUCACUCAAUGAAGACAACGACAGUGUGACAGUCGAAUGGAUUGAAAAUGGAGACACAAAAGGAAAAGAGAUUGAUUUGGAGAGCACAUUUGCACUGAACACAGAUCUGGCACCUGAAGAGGAGAUCGCACAAAGUCCAGAAACUCCUCCUCCCCCUGCGUCCAGCGCCAUCAAAGUCAACAAGAUCCCGCAGAACAAGAAUCGCAAGACAGUCGCUCCGCCUAAAAAUGAGACGCCUGCCCGGGAUAAUCGAGGGACAACUCGAGCUCGUCCGAGUCAACAGAUCGAAUUGUUACAAAGCAUUCAAACACACGCUGUCAUCAGACCCCUGUCAUUCUGUCGUUCAGCCCGCAGGAAGUCCAACUGUGUGAAGGAAGUAGAGAAACUACAGGAAAAGAGAGAGAGGAGACGAAUACAACAGCAGGAGCUGCGUGAGAAAAGAGCUCAAGAGGUUGAAGCCACAACGCCUAACUAUGAAAUCAUGUGCAUGAUCCGAGACUUCAGAGCCAGUUUAGAUUACAGACCGCUGACAACUGCAGACCUGAUCGAGGACCACAGGAUAUGUGUGUGUGUGCGGACACGACCCAUAAACAAGAAGGAGAUGACGAUGAAGGAUCUGGACGUCAUCACCAUCCCCAGUAAAGACGUGGUGAUGGUUCACGAGCCCAAGCAGAAAGUGGAUUUAACCCGAUAUUUAGAGAACCAGACGUUCCGCUUUGACUACACGUUCGAUGAUACCGCCACCAAUGAAAUGGUCUACAGGUUUACCGCCCGGCCGCUGGUGGAGACAAUAUUUGAGAGAGGAAUGGCCACCUGCUUCGCUUACGGUCAGACAGGCAGCGGUAAAACUCAUACCAUGGGCGGAGAUUUUUCUGGGAAGAAUCAGGACUGCUCCAAAGGCAUCUAUGCACUCGCAGCACGGGAUGUUUUUCUCAUGCUUAAAAAACCCAUCUACAAGAAGUUAGAUCUUCAAGUGUAUGCCACGUUCUUUGAGAUUUACAGCGGGAAGGUGUUUGACCUUCUGAACAGGAAGGCGAAGCUGCGUGUUUUAGAAGACGGUAAACAGCAGGUUCAGGUGGUGGGAUUACAGGAGAGAGAGGUUAAAUGUACAGAAGACGUCCUCAAACUCAUUGAGAUGGGGAACAGCUGCAGGACGUCCGGACAGACGUCGGCUAACGCUCACUCGUCCCGCAGUCACGCCGUGUUUCAGAUCAUUCUUCGCCGGAGAGGAAAAAUGCACGGCAAGUUCUCGCUCAUCGACCUGGCGGGAAACGAGCGAGGAGCCGACACGUCAAGCGCUGACCGACAGACACGUCUCGAGGGCGCUGAGAUCAACAAAAGUCUCCUGGCACUGAAGGAGUGUAUUCGAGCUUUGGGUCGAAACAAACCACACACUCCAUUCAGAGCCAGUAAACUGACGCAGGUCUUACGAGACUCUUUCAUCGGAGAGAAUUCCAGAACAUGUAUGAUCGCUACGAUCUCUCCUGGAAUGGCAUCCUGUGAAAACACAUUAAACACAUUGAGAUAUGCAAACAGGGUGAAGGAGUUGACCAUAGACCCCAGUGCGGUGAUGGACACCGGGCCCGGCGGACACUCGGUCAAUCAGCUGGAGGUGCUGGAGGCACAGUGGGGGGUGGGCAGCUCUCCUCAAAGAGACGAUCUCAAGCUCCUCUGUGAGCAAAACGAGGAAGAGGUGUCUCCUCAACUCUUCACCUUUCAUGAGGUCGUGUCUCAGCUGGUGGAGAUGGAAGAGCAGGUUCUAGAAGAUCAUCGAAUCGUGUUUCAGGAGUCCAUACGCUGGCUGGAGGAUGAGAAGGUGCUUUUGGAAAUGACGGAGGAGGUUGAUUAUGACGCGGAGUCGUACGCCACUCAACUCGAGCAAAUUCUGGAUCAAAAGAUUGAUGUUUUUACAGAGCUCAGAGAUAAAGUGAAGUCUUUCCGCUCGGCUCUUCAAGAAGAAGAACAGGCCAGUAAGCAGAUUAACCCCAAGCGUCCGCGAGCGCUGUAGCGUUACAGCAUCACCAGCACGAGUGCUUCAUGACCAAUCACAACACUGUGUUCUGCCGUCAGAUACCGAUGUACAUACACGAAUAACUCACUCUUAGUGUUGUGACUGUUUCUUUCAUCUACGAAAAGCACAUUUUAAUCGUGAUCGUAUCGAAAUCCAGUUCGUCUCAGUUUUUCAUUGUCACGAGAGGGAUCCGUGAUCUGACGCAUGUAUAAACAUAGCUUGACCCUUGACUGUGUGCGUUUGUAAAUAUUUCAUGAACAUCAUUCAAAAUGAAAAUGCUUCUCAGAUGUAUAUAGCUGCUGCUUGUGUUUUAAUCUGAAUCUCUAUCCCAAUGGAGAAACAGACGCAGAUAUAUUAACCAUUAGAGACGUGGCGAUAGAGACAUUUUGACUGCUGUAUGGAUGCCAACUGAUAUAAAAGGUCAUUCAUAUAAACUAAAACACUCUUUCAGCUUCACUCAUUUAAAAACGCAUUCUUAUUUAAAUUCAAUUGUUUACAAUUCCAUGAUUUCGCAUUCAAAUAGCAUAAUAUACAGUGAAAUCUUUGAAGUUUGGAAAAGAAAACAUUUACUUUGAUUUGAUAAAGGCCUUAUUGUUAAAAACAGACAAACAUUACAGUUCAAAGGUAUUGUGCAUCUUUAAUCCCAAUAGAAACGCUGCUACACACAUUGUUGGAUUAUCUCUAUUGAAACCUGCAGGAACCGAUCCCUGAACGUUGUAUUUAAGUUCUGAUUUUAUUCAAGUUAACAAUCGUAAGAUUGUAAAGGAAAAGAGUUUUCCAUGUUAUUUGCCUGAUAAAAUGUUUCCUCCAGUUUGGCCAUACUGCAACAACUGUACCACAAAUACCACAUGCUUACACAUGUAUGUCAUGGCUGACGUGGAGCUCUGAAAGGAUGAAAUGAGGGAUUUUGUUACCUGAUGGUGUUUUGUACAUUUUGUCGUCAUAAACUUGAGGCUACUGUCUGUUCUAAAAAUGAAUUUAUAAAAAACAGUGUUUUUUUCUGACACUUUUCUCCUCAUGUGUAUUACACCCUUGAAAAUAAACCAUCAUCUGUCAACUUAA